This is a messenger RNA of Strongylocentrotus purpuratus (purple sea urchin), 1532 nucleotides long. RefSeq lists its product as uncharacterized. The transcript is spliced from 8 exons. The record is from RefSeq and is a predicted model, not a curated record. The coding region runs from base 387 to 1022 and encodes 211 amino acids. Lineage: Eukaryota; Metazoa; Echinodermata; Echinoidea; Camarodonta; Strongylocentrotidae. Gene Ontology annotation, molecular function: N-acetyltransferase activity.
CAGAUUAAUUGCUUUAAAACUCGAAAAUGGAUAGCUAUUAGAUUCGUCUCGCCAUCGCCUCCGAUGUAGCCGGUCUCUAUGACUUACUCAAGGAGUAUGUCGUCGAACAAGAACUUGAGGAGGUAUUCAAGAACUCACGAACUAGUUUUGAGGAACAUUUCAAGCAAGUACUAUUCAAAGCGUUCGUCAUCGAGGUUGAGGAUGAAACAGAGAACCAGAGACAGAUCAUUGGAUGUAUUUUCUUUUCCAUCUUUUAUGAAUAUGUCGUAGGCGCAACGACUUUCCCUCACUGCUGCUAUAUCAGGCCAGCUUUUAGAAACCGUGGACUUGAGCAGAAAUUGAUCCAGCAUACCAAGAAGGUGUCUCGAGAUGCAGAUAUUAAUAACAUGUUGACUAUUUUGACACCACUGAAUGCCUCAUAUAGAAGAGCCUUAGAAAAUGAAGGUAUGGACAAUCGAACCAGUAGCAUUGGGAUAGAUGUCUGGAUCAUGCCAAAUCAAUCUUCAACAUCCACUCAAAAGUGUGACGAUUAUAUAAUCCGUGACGGCACGGAACAAGAUCUAAGCAAUGUUUACCGUCUCCUCGAAGAGUUGGCUGAGUUGGAGAAUAUUACUGCUCUUUGCAAAGUCAGUAAAGAAGAAUUCGAACGCGACGGUUCAGUCGACAAAGCACUGUACGGGUCCGUCAUCGUGGAACAUCGACAUCGUGUCGAAGACCAGGAUGAAGAGAGCGAAGUCGUCCACGACAUCGUGGGUUGUAUGCUCUAUUCUAAGAUGUACUAUGCUUUGAUAGGGCAGACAUAUCUCUUACAAGGUCUCUAUCUCAAGCCGGCGCAGAAGGGCAAAGGUUUAGGCAAGGCUUUACUCCGUGCAACACUACAGGCUUGCAAGAAACGCAGCGGUGACGGCUUUAUGAUCAUUAUACAAAAGGAGAAUAAGACCUCCCAAUCACUCUUCCGAUCAUUACACGCUAUCAACUUAACACAAUCAACACACAUUGAAUGGAUUCAAGUAAUAUUAUAAGAAAUACAGAUUGUAAAAUGAUUUAGAAAUUGUCUGAAAUAAACUAUUUACUGUACGUCUUGUUCAUAAAUCAGCCUGAGAUAUUAUGAGAAGCAAGAUGAUGGGAAGUGACAAUGGCCUAGAAAUCCUUCGACGUUACUCCACCAGUUAUCUGACUAUGAUUAGAGUUAAUCUUACCUUGAUAUAAUAUUGAUAUUAUGUCUAUCGAAAAUUAGUAUUAGAUUUCCCUAAACGAUACGUUCAUAAUUUACCUGAAGAUUUUAGUGGUGCCAUGGUUUUUCAUGAAGAAUAGUUCUAUUAAAGGAUAAUUAAUAAGCGGUUUAUUUCAUGUGCAUGUUUUGGGGAGAUAUCUAGACAAAGUCCAUUUCCCAUUAUUGUUUAAUAUUUUAAUGUACUUAUUUAUAUUUUAGUGAAAGAUUUUGCAUGUUAUUUACAGUACUUAUUGCAAAUAUAUGUGUUUUUGUAAUGUGAUUUUUAUGGAAAUAAUAAACUUAAUUGAAGGUAAUUGAA